Molecule: messenger RNA, 2421 nt
Organism: Magnusiomyces paraingens
Lineage: Eukaryota; Fungi; Ascomycota; Dipodascomycetes; Dipodascales; Dipodascaceae
Exons: 4
Coding region: 1-2421 (806 amino acids)
Biological process (GO): protein ubiquitination; SCF-dependent proteasomal ubiquitin-dependent protein catabolic process
Cellular component (GO): SCF ubiquitin ligase complex
Molecular function (GO): ubiquitin protein ligase binding
Source: RefSeq, a predicted model, not a curated record
AUGACCCAGGGUCUUCCGUUCCCAGCUGCAAACGAUAUCGAUGAAACUUGGAACUUCAUCAAGUAUGGUGUCGAUAAAAUCCUUAUCCAAGAUAUUAACCAAGGCAUUGAGCCUUCUCUUUAUAUGAAUGUCUACACUGCCAUUCACAACUUUUGCGUUCAACCAAACAGCUCACACACAAACGCAGGAACUGUUUCCCGCGGCGCAGCACUCAUUGGCGCCGAUAUUUACAACCACCUUGCUGAAUACCUCACAGCACACUUGACUGAAACCCUUAACAAUAGCACAAUAUACAAUGACGAAAAUCUUGUCGACUACUAUAUCCGCAAAUGGGAUAGAUAUGUUAUUGGCUCACGCUACCUCAACAACAUCUUCUCAUACCUUAACCGGCAUUGGGUUAAGCGUGAACGAGAAGAAGGCCACCGACAUAUUCAUGAUAUCAACACACUAUGUCUCAUUCGUUGGAAAGAGGACCUUUUCAAUCCCAUCCACAGCCGACUCAUUGGCGCAGUAUUGGAUCUCAUCAACAAGCAACGUGAUGGUGAAACUGUCCCUACUCAGCACAUUCGAGCUGUCGUCCAAUCCUGUGUGGCUCUUGGUCUCGACGAAAAUAAUACCAAAAAGACAAACUUGACUGUCUACCGCUCCUUUUUCGAAGCGCAGUUUAUUGAAAGCACAGCUGCAUACUACUCUAAGGAAUCGUCCGAGUUUUUGCAAACUAUGGGCGUUGUGGAAUACCUCAAAAAGGCCUCGGACCGCUUGCGCGAAGAAUCUGGCAGAAUUACAAUGUACCUGCGGCCAGAAAGUGAAGAGAUUUUGCGCAGCACUUGUGUUCAGGUUCUUGUCUCGAGUCACUCUGAGGAAAUUCAAGAACAAUUCUUCCCGCUUCUUAAGGGCGACAGAGAAAGCGACCUCAAGCUCAUGUUUUAUCUCCUAGAAUCUGUUCCUGGUGGUCUCAUUCCUCUUCAAAAGAAUUUGUUUUCUUAUGUUAAGGAGCAAGGUUUGGCAGCUGUCGAUGCUUUGGUGGCUGGCUCGAAAGAAGCCCCUGCAUCUAGCAUUGAUACGCAAGCCUAUAUUGAUACCCUGCAGCGCAUUCACAGCAAGUACACUAAUCUUGUCCAAGCCGCAUUCAACUCCCACAGUGACAUGCAGAAAUCGCUUGACGAUGCGUGCCGCUACUACAUCAAUAACAAUAGCGUCACAAAUAAACCUGCAAAGGGUCGCGCCAUCAAGACUCCAGACUUGCUAGCCCGCUACUGCGACACACUGCUACGCAAGUCGUCAAAGAAUGCUGACGGCGCAUCCAAUGACGCCUAUCUCGACGGUGCUAUGACUAUCUUCCAGUAUGUUGAUGAAAAGGAUGCCUUUGAAAAGGCCUAUUCGCGUACCCUUGCACGUCGUCUUGUCCAUGGUACUUCUCUGUCCCAAGACGCUGAGACAAACAUGAUUACAAAGCUCAAGGGAAUUUGCGGCUCCGACUACACCAACAAGUUGCAGCGCAUGUUCCAGGACAUGUCUGUGUCAACAGAAAUGCAUGAUCAGUUUAAGGAGUAUCUAGAUAACGCUGAUGUCAAGCCUGUGGGAGACUUUACCCCCUACGUGCUAGCUGAAAGUUUCUGGCCAUUGCCUCCCUUUAACUCCCAGUUUAAUCUACCUCCUGAGCUGACUGUCAUUAAGGACAAAUUUACAAGUUACUAUAAUGGCAAGCAUACUGGCCGCAAGUUACAGUGGCUCUGGAACUUUUCCAAAGGUGAGCUCAAGGCCAACAUUUCCAAAUCGUCUAAAGUCGGCUUUACCCUCAUGGUAUCGAUGGUCCAAAUGGCCAUUCUGCUUCCAUUCAAUGAUGCGCUCGAGUAUACAAUUGAGCAGCUUAAAGAUAUUACACUCUUGGACGAUGACUUUUUGAAGGGGUCACUGACAAUUCUUCUUAAGGCCCGAAUCUUGUUUAUGAGUGGUGGAAAUGGUAGUAGCAGCGGCAGCGGCAAGCCUAGCAGUGCUGAUGGUGAUGCCAUGGAUGUUGAUGAGGCUGGCUCUGCUUCCAAGAAGAAGACAAGCGGAGCUACCAUUGACGAGGCGCUUGUUGCAGCUCCUGGAACCAAGUAUCGACUUAAUACUGAUUUCAAGAGUAAGAAAAUGCGUAUUAACUUGAACUUGCCAUUGAAGAAUGACCAAAAGAAAGAGGCAGAAGAUACGCAAAAGAGUCUUGUGGAUGACCGCCGCAUGUUUUUGGACGCUUGUAUUGUGCGUAUUAUGAAGGCGCGCCAGGAGCUGUCUCAUGUCCACUUGAUUCAAGAGACAAUUGACCAAUCAUCAAAACGGUUUGUUCCCUCGGUCACGGAUAUCAAGAAGUGUAUUGAAAGUCUGAUUGAACGCGAGUAUCUCCAGCGUGUUGAUGAAAAGACAUACAGAUACUUGGCUUAA